Heteronotia binoei (common prickly gecko) is the source of this 7185-nucleotide messenger RNA. It is a transcript of the gene COL4A2, whose product is annotated as collagen type IV alpha 2 chain. The coding region runs from base 7 to 5139 and encodes 1710 amino acids. The transcript has 47 exons. NCBI's taxonomy places the organism in Eukaryota, Metazoa, Chordata, Lepidosauria, Squamata, Gekkonidae. Gene Ontology annotation, molecular function: extracellular matrix structural constituent. The record is from RefSeq and is a predicted model, not a curated record. Gene Ontology annotation, cellular component: collagen trimer; basement membrane.
GCGAAGAUGAGGCGCCCCCCAUCCCUCCAGCGGUUAGCUCUCCUCCUGGUGGGACUGGCGGUGCUCCGGAGCGGGCGAGUGACAGCAGGAGGAAAAUCCUACGCGGGACCCUGUGCAGGAAGAGACUGUAGUGGAGGAUGUGAAUGUUUCCCAGAAAAAGGAGCUCGCGGCCAACCGGGACCAAUUGGGCAGCAGGGGCUCCCCGGGCCCCACGGAGUAGAAGGCAUCCCGGGACUGCCAGGGCACAAGGGUGACAAAGGAGAAAGAGGCCGACCAGGAAUAUCUGGACCAACAGGAGAAGUGGGACAAAGAGGGAUCACUGGAUUUCCCGGCGCAGACGGCAUUCCUGGGCAUCCGGGUCAAGGAGGAUCUCGGGGGAAACCUGGCCACGAUGGCUGCAACGGGACCAGGGGAGAUCCUGGGCAGCAGGGAAGCUCGGGGACCGCGGGCUUGCCUGGUUUCUUUGGAAACCCUGGACCCAAAGGUCAGAAAGGGGAACCAUUUGUUCUGACUCCUGACUUAGCUGCAGAGUUCAGGGGUGACCCUGGAGAUCCAGGACUCAUGGGCUUUCCAGGUCCUCAAGGUCUCCCUGGUUCCCCAGGUGUGUUUGGUCCUGUUGGAGACCCAGGACUACCUGGGCCUCCUGGGCUGCCAGGACAACCAGGACUUCCAGGCAACAGAGGUCUUGGCUUUUAUGGAGAAAAGGGUGAAAAGGGUGAUAUUGGUCCCCCAGGUCCACCUGGGCUUUCAUCAACAGGAGAACUGGUCGUCACACCGGAAAUCACAGCAGAACACAAGGGGAUGAAAGGAUCAAAAGGAAUAAGGGGAGAACCUGGAAUUCCUGGUUCCUAUAUAUUUUUUGCUGAAAAGGGUGAAGAAGGAGUCACUGGCUUUCCAGGACAAAGGGGUUUGCCAGGCAUCAAUGGUCUAAAAGGAGCUGCUGGAGACGUGGGCAACCCAGGACCGGAUGGCUUCCCUGGCCCCAAUGGUCAAAAAGGAAUGAAGGGAGAGACGGGCAACCAAGGCAUUCAAGGCCGACCAGCUUAUGCACAUCGUCCCACUCUAAUAAAAGGUGCAAGAGGUGACACUGGAGCCCCUGGUUUCCCUGGGCUUAGGGGAGACAGAGGUGAAGAAGGCAGUCCUGGUAUUCCUGGUCGACCAGGACCACCACCAGAUUUCUCCAUAGGAAGAGGUUUGCCUGGAGAAAUGGGUCCCAAAGGUUUUGUUGGCGAUCCAGGAUUGCCAGCUUCAGAGCCGGGUUUCCCAGGGUUAGAUGGUCAGCCCGGACUACCUGGUUUUCCUGGCGCACCUGGCCCUGCAGGUCCUUCAGAUUAUAUUCUUGGACCAAAGGGGUUUCCAGGGUUUCCUGGACCUGGGGGCAACCAAGGUCACCCAGGGACACGUGGACUAAAAGGAGAAAAGGGUGAGCCAGGGGAUUGCAGUUGUGGAGCUGAUGAAGGAAGAAGGGGCCCCGCUGGGCAGCCAGGACCCCCAGGUUUUCCUGGCCCAGCAGGACAGCCUGGGAGAAAGGGAGAAGUCGGCGAUCAAGGCCAGCAUGGCGUUCCUGGAUUUUCUGGUGCAAAAGGGCUGCCGGGACUUCCUGGACUUCCCGGACCGCCAGGGCCUAAAGGGGAUGCCCGAUACGUAACAGAAAAAGGUGCCAAAGGAGACCCAGGAGACCUUGGGUUUCCUGGAGCGAAAGGAGAGGAUGGUUUACCAGGCAGAGAUGGGAAAGAUGGUUUGCCAGGACUUCCAGGGCUUCGUGGUGAUGGUACAAGAGGGGCCAUAGGGGACGCUGGUGACCCAGGACUGCCUGGCCCUAAGGGCUUUCCAGGUGAAGUCGGUCUGCCUGGCAUUAGCUUGCCAGGCCCCCAAGGAUAUCCCGGUUCUCCAGGUGACCUCGGGGCGCAUGGGAGCCCUGGCUUGCCUGGCCUUCCAGGUCCCUCAGGGACUCCUGCUCAAAUAGAUUGUGGACAAACACAAACAGUGCAAGUGCUUUUCCCUGACAACAGGACAGAACCACAGUGGCCAGGUGCUGGCUGCCCUACGGCCCCCAAAGGAGCUCCAGGAAAUCCAGGGUUACCAGGACCAAGAGGCGCAGUUGGUCCGAAAGGGACUCCAGGAGGCUUUGGUCUGGAUGGGCGCCAGGGGGUAACAGGGCCCCAAGGGGACCGAGGCCCCGAAGGUGUAGCAGGCCCCCCAGGAUUUACUGGGCCCAGAGGAAGUCAAGGUUUACCAGGAUUACCUGGGCCAAAAGGUUUUCCGGGUAGUCCUGGUUCAUCAGGUUUCCCAGGUGCACCGGGAGCAAAAGGAAUCACAGGAGAUAUCCUAGGAGCACAGCCAGGCCUCCCAGGAGAUGCUGGACAAUCUGGAUACCCAGGACUUCAAGGCCCCCAAGGAGACCAAGGUGUUCCUGGAUUUAGAGGCCUCACUGGGGUUCCAGGCCCAUCUGGAAUCAAAGGGCAGCGUGGGUUUCCGGGUCCUUCUGGCUUGACAGGUAUCCCGGGGCCACCAGGAUCAUUUGGAUUCCCUGGAAUGCCAGGCCCACAAGGAUCCGCAGGAAGAAUGGGUUCACAGGGAUUUAUUGGCCCUCCUGGCCCCCGAGGGGAUUCAGGAGACCCAGGAGCACCUGGCCCUGCAGGUGUAAAAGGCCUGCUGGGUACCAAAGGAGAUCCAGGUUUCGCAGGCAUUAAAGGCAAAGCUGGUGAGAUUGGCCUUGCUGGAGUAGAUGGGAUGCCCGGCCUCCCUGGUCUGAAAGGCAGCAAAGGCUCCCAGGGCGUUGAAGGGUUCAAAGGGGCCAUGGGCCUCAAAGGAUGGCCGGGGUGGAAAGGAGACCCAGGAGAGACGGGCGUACCUGGGCUGCAGGGCUCACAAGGACUGUCUGGUGAACCAGGACAGAAAGGAAACCGUGGAGAACAUGGCCCACCGGGAGCACCCCCGAAAAUCAUGCUGAGCAUGCUCCAGGAAGUGAAAGGUGAAAAAGGAGACGAGGGGGAAACAGGAGACAAGGGGUACUUUGGUCCCAAAGGCAGUAAAGGGAUGCCAGGCUACCCCGGCCAGACUGGAAGACCUGGUUUACCUGGAUUCCCAGGUUACAUAAAAGGCCACAAAGGAGAGAUCGGGGCCAAAGGAUUCAAAGGCGUUCCAGGACACCCUGGUGCCCAGGGACCUCCGGGUAUUUCUGGCUUCCCCGGAGCCACUGGACGUCGGGGAGACAAGGGAAUGCCGGGGACAACAGGGUCAUUUGGCGAGAAGGGCCAGACUGGGGACUUGGGUAGCAGGGGAGAUACUAUAAACUUACCAGGACAAAGAGGUCCCAAAGGAGAGAGCGGUUUCUCUGGAUUCUCAGGCGUAAGAGGCCCCACAGGAGAAAAAGGGGAAAGUGGAGAUCCGGGUAUUACAGGCAUUGAAGGAUUCAGGGGUGCACAAGGAGAACCUGGUUCAAGAGGACAAAAAGGAUUUCCGGGACAGAUUGGGGAACGAGGAUCAUCGGGGGAUCCAGGAUUUCCAGGAUUAUCGGGUGAAAAGGGAAGUUCUGGACAGCCAGGGCUUCCAGGACUGAAAGGUGCACCAGGCUUCAGAGGAAUUUCUGGAUUAGAUGGGCUGGCAGGAGCUAAGGGACUUCCAGGAACACCAGGUCCCGACGUAUAUGGCCCACCAGGAUUCCGAGGUCCUUGGGGUGACAAAGGUACAGCAGGGGAGCCGAGCUCUGUUGAAGGCAGUACAGGAGCUCCGGGUCAAAAAGGAGAGAGAGGAGAUCCAGGGCCACGAGGCGCAGCUGGAGGUCCCGGACCAGCCGGACUGCCAGGCCUUCCUGGAAUUUCGAAUAUCUCUGGAAUCCCUGGGGACGUAGGAGCCCCUGGUUUUGAUGGCGUACCAGGCUACCUGGGACCUUCAGGGAGACCUGGAAUUCCUGCUCCCCCUGGCCCCAAAGGAGAAGUGGGAGAGGUGGGCGUGGUUGGAGAAGACGGUCCAAAAGGAUUUAGGGGAGACCCAGGUUUGGACGGAAGACCCGGAAUACCAGGAUAUCCAGGGCCAAAAGGGAGAAAAGGUGAACAAGGAGUCAUGGGAUUUGUUGGCUUAAUAGGAAGUACAGGCGACAUUGGCCCGAGGGGACCCAAAGGAGACAGAGGACCUACAGGAUUUCCGGGACCUGCAGGUUCCCCUGGCCUGGCUCCUGUUCCCCCUAAACUGCACGCACUGCAGGGAGCACAAGGGCCUCAGGGGAGCAGAGGAUCUCAAGGCAGUCCUGGAGAAAUGGGUCCACAAGGCCCACCAGGAGAACCAGGUUUUAGAGGACCACCAGGCAAAGCAGGGACGCCAGGAAGAGGAGGAAUACCAGCAUCUCCAGGCUUCAGAGGUGACCAAGGCAGAAUGGGACUGCAGGGUCCCCUGGGCUCUGAAGGUGCACCAGGUGAUCCAGGUACUCGUGGGCUGCCAGGUAUGCCAGGCCGCAGCGUUAACAUUGGGUACCUUCUGGUGAAGCACAGCCAGUCGGAUCAAGAGCCCAUGUGUCCGGUGGGCAUGAACAAGCUGUGGAGCGGCUACAGUUUGUUGUAUUUUGAAGGACAAGACAAAGCACAUAAUCAGGAUCUGGGCCUAGCUGGGUCGUGUUUGGCUCGGUUCAGCACGAUGCCUUUCCUUUACUGCAACCCUGGAGACAUCUGCUACUAUGCCAGCCGCAAUGACAAAUCCUACUGGCUCUCUACGACGGCCCCUCUUCCAAUGAUGCCUGUGAGAGAAGAAGAAAUACAGCCUUAUAUCAGCCGCUGCUCGGUCUGUGAGGCCCCGGCCGUUGCCAUCGCGAUACACAGCCAAGACGUGUCUAUCCCACACUGCCCAGAGGGGUGGCGCAGCUUAUGGAUCGGCUAUUCAUUCCUUAUGCACACAGCCGCUGGUGCUGAAGGAGGAGGCCAGUCUCUCGUCUCGCCAGGUAGCUGCCUGGAGGACUUCCGAGCCACUCCGUUCAUCGAAUGCAACGGCGCUCAGGGGACUUGCCACUACUUUGCCAACAAGUACAGCUUCUGGCUCACCACCAUCAACAACCAGUUUCAACACUCGCCCUCCUCAGAUACUCUUAAGGCAGGACUCAUCCGAACACACAUCAGCCGAUGCCAAGUCUGUAUGAAAAAUUUGUAAAAAAAAGAAAAAGAAGAAAGAAAUUGCUUCAGAAUGGCAGGAAGCAAAUCCUCUUGGUGCUUAUUUAACUUAUUACCUCAGAACCCAAAGAUGUGUAUUCCAGUUAUUACUCGGGAGAACCAAACCACAGCCCACUGCUCUUGACUAAACGGUGGUUUCUGUUACCAUUUCAUGUUCCGUUCUUUUCUGACUUCAGUUCCGAAUAGAACCGCUUUCUCUUAUAAGGCUGAAACAGUGGGCAGAGUUCCUGGCCUAACACGUGUUCUGUCAGUCAGAUCCAAUUGAUGCCCACCAUUUUAUUCACAUUUGUUCUGUAUGCUUUUCUCUGAAAACAAUUAACAGUCCUAACUCGUAGUCAUUUAAAAAUAAAUGGAAGGGUUAAAAAAAACCCAGAGAUCGGCUUAGCAAGCUGAAACACAAAAGCUGUAGCAGAAAGAGAAAGAGAGAAAAAAAACAGAGGUUCUCUUUUAGUUUCUGAGACGCUGGCUGGCCACAAUCCAACUCAGAGUGAGUUUGCACUGGAUUGUGACCUUGGUGCUGUAACAUUAUUGCAGGGUCAUUUGUUUUUGCUAACCGUUUGUCACCCAGUGGUGAAUUGUUUCAUGUACCUGCUAAGUUUCCAUGGCUUACAUUUCAUAUACAGGAGAAAUUGCUUCUGAGAAACGGUUGUCUGGUUACGCACUCAAACACUGCUGUUUCUGGAACAAUGAGGCCGUGCUUCCUGAAGCCUCCGGAUUUGACCUUCCAGAAGGCAGCACAUUGAGACCAGCAAGGGGAAGUUCUGGGGGGCUUUUGCCACAUCGCAGGUGGUGUUUUUAGUUUGUCUCUCCUUGCCGCCUCCUUGUAGGGGGAGGGUGGGCAGACCCACACAGGCCUUUUUUGGAACAGGAACACAGUUCCGGCUGGCUUGGUGUCAAGGGGUGUGGCCUAACAUGCAAAUUAGUCCCCACUGGGCUUUUUCUACACAGAAAGCCCUGUGCAAAACAAUGGUGAUUUCCGGCGGUGUGGUCUAAUAUGCAAAUGAGUUUCUGGUGGGCUUUUUCUACAAAAAAAAGCUCUGGACCCACACAUUCUAAUCCUGGUUUGGAGAUGUUAAAAUGGAAUGGCAAAAAACAGACAUCACUAUUCUCUUCCUGUGUUGCACCUGGCAGAGGGAGAAAACACACCUUUCCUCCCAGGCGUGAUUAUUCUAAAUCUGCUUCCAACUUCAGGGCUUACUUCCAGCCCUGAGAAGCAGCAGGAAAGGGAGGCAGAGCUAGAAUUAACUUCAUCGCAAGAGAGGGAACACUCUCUACGCGCCUGGUACCAGGCAGAUGCUUGGAUGCACCAGCAGCGAGAUUGCUCUAGGCUGAGAGAACGUGUCAGCUCCUUUGCCCACCUUGAACACGCAUGAAGCUGCCUUGGUGUAGUGGUUAAGGGUGUGGAUUUUUAUCUGGGAGAACCGGGUCUGAUUCCCCACUCCUCCUCAUGCAACUGCUGACCUUUGGUCAGGCAUAACUCUCUCAGAGGUGUUCCUCUCAAGAGCAGUUUCUGUCAGAGCUCUCUCAGCCCCACCUAUCUCACAGAGUGUUUGUUGUGGGGAGGGGAAGGGAAAGGAGAUGGUAAGGCGCUCUGAGACUUUCAGGUAGUGAAGGACAGAGUAUAAAUCCAGUCAUCUCCUCCUCCUCUUUCACCAGAUCCUUGGUCCUACAAAGUCUGUAUUGUGUUACUCUGACUGGCAGCGGCUUUCCAGGGUCUCAUGCAGAGGUCUUUCACAUCCUUGUGUGUUGCCAUGAGUUCUGCAAGGGAGAAAGGCAGUUAAUAAAUGUUUUAAAUAAAUAAAUUGCUUACUACCUGGUCCUUUUUUUUCCAACUGGGGAUGCCAGGGAUUGAACCUGGGACCUUCUGCAUGCCAAGCGGAGGCUCUACCACUGAGUCACAGCCCCUCUCCAAGGAAAUCACCCCAGCUAAGAACCCACCAGACUUCUAUUGAGGUUCUUGUACUUGUGUUCCAUCAAUUUGUAAUUGCUACAUCAUAAAAUAAAGAGUUUGUUUUUAAAAUUGUAA